GCGCCUCUUCAUGCAGUGUUCGCGCUUCUACUCUGGGAGGUGUGACGUCACGUGAGCGGCCCGUGUUCGUUCCAGCUGAGCGAAAAGAUCGGACGGUUCAAGCUCAAAGCGUGCGGCAACUCACAUGCAGAGAGAACUGAACAGAAGGGGGUGACCACAGGGGGAAAAAGCGAUUGAGCGACUGCAUGGAAAAAAACGUCAACAUCCCACCAAUCGCACUACGCAGCAGAAAUUGACUCAGCAACACUUUCUUCGUUUUGUUUUCACUUGUUAUUUUGAGACGACGCAUUCAAGAGUUCAGCGCACUCAAGUUAUCGUUUGCAUCAUUGGAUUUUUUUUUAAUUCUCCCAGAUUUUUCCAUUCUCCACUGUUCUCUACUGGAACCGUUAUAUCCGGUCAAUUACUUCUUUUUUCCCACACGUUGGACUUGGACAUAACGCUAUUCUGGACAUUCGUCUAUAUAUUUUUUUAAAAGUUCCAACAUAAGAUAAGCAAAUUUUCUGGAAGUACUGGGAAUGUGUAUUUUUAUCCACUCGACCAAUCUACAAUCAAAUGCAAGCACAAUGGCACUCUUUGUUUAAACAUUUUAUUUUCAAAUAAAGUACUGAACCACUCAAGCAUCUAGCGGUCAAGGGAGCUCAAUCCUGCAGACGUUGGAUGAUGGCCAGGCCGCUUUCACAGCUCCUUCCCCCGGACCUUCCCUCUGCCGGAGCCAGUCCGCAGUUUGGCAACAGUAGCCAGGCAGGAGGCUCACUUAACGGAGGACACUUAAACUCAACAGCAAACUUAAAGUCGCUCCUGCAGCUUCCCGUGAAGGGCGACCAGCGCGUCAAAGACUGUAGUGAAAUGAAGGGUAAGGACAGGUUGGAUAUGGAUGAGGACUCUCUUGGCCGUUGUCCUAUGCGCAACGGCUGCAGCAAUGGACUAGCCACUGACAGCAAUGGAGCAGGCACUGGCAGCUUCUCAAACAGCAACAACAGUUCCUUCCUGGGCCCGUUGCUAUGGGAACGAACAUUGCCAUGUGAUGGCGGGCUAUUCCAGUUGCAGUACAUGGAUCUCGAGGAGUUUCUGACAGAGAACGGGAUGAGCAGCAUGCACAGUACCUCCAACUCCACCUCAGCUCAGAUACCCUCGCAAAGCUCUCAGUCGGCCAUUCCCAACCAGGGCUCCCAGUGCCUGCCCACCUCGCCCCCACACUGCUCCUCUUCGUCCUCACCGGCAUCCUCCACCUCCUCUUCCUCGCCCUCUCUGCUUGGGCUGGACAUGCAUACGCCGCAAAGCAUGAUGGGAACGGCAGACUGCUUGCACGGCACUCCACCAGGCAGCUUGGAGCCAACACCCUCACCAUCUUCCACUACAUGUCCACCACUCCCUACUCCACCCAAUACUAACUGCAAUGAGGUGGUGCCGUCCUUUGACCCUGAUCCCGCAGACGUCGCACUGUCGAGUGUGCCUGGACAGGAGGCGUUUGACCCACGCAGGCAUCGUUUCAGUGAUGAAGAGCUCAAACCUCAGCCCAUGAUUAAAAAGGCUCGCAAGAUGCUUGUCCCUGAAGACCUGAAGGAUGAGAAGUAUUGGAGUCGGCGUUGUAAGAACAACGAGGCCGCAAAGCGUUCUCGCGAUGCUCGUCGACUGAAGGAGAACCAGAUCUCUGUGCGCGCCGCCUUCCUCGAGCGUGAGAACGCUUCACUCAGACAGGAAGUAGCCGACAUGCGCAAAGAGCUCGGCCGGUGUCGUAACAUCCUGAACAAAUACGAGAGCCAUCACUUGGAUCAAUAAGAAGGAGAGGAAGAAAACGCAAAACCAGAUGAUGGAUGGAGAACGCAAUGAAUGUUCCUAUGAUAGUCACGCUGAAAGACAGAUGGAAAGUGCAUCAAAUAUGGAAGGAUGUCUGAAGACGGCACAAGAGCUCAAGUUUCAAACUGGAGUGAGAGAGCAUGUCACCUCUCUUAACUUUUUUUUUUCCUAGUAAGGUACAAUGGCAAGAUUUUAAUUAUGGAGAGAAAUGUAUAUUUUUAUAAGAUAGAACAAUGCUUAAUGGUGAAAGGAAAAUUUUGAAAUUAAUUUUUGUAUAUUUUCUAUAUCUUUGGGAGGGCUGUAAAGUAUAGACGGAGGGAACUGGUUGAGGUAUCACUGUAAUUUAAAAUUAAUUGAUGAGGUAUUUUUAAAGCGAUCAACUCAAAUUGAAGCCUAGACUUUCACAGAACUUUAAAGAUUUAGAAAAUAACUUUCUAGAGAAAUUCAACUGUAAAAUACAGAGAAAAAACAUAUACCUUUAAAUUUGUAUAAAAAUGUUAAUAUAGAUUUAUUCAAGCACUUAAGUUGUAAUAAACCUGUGUGUAAUAUUUUGGCAACGGUGACCGAGGACAACCAAGGAUGAGUGGAAAUGACAGGUGCAUCUCAACUCUUUGGGGAAAAACAUUGUUUAUCAGUUCACUGCUGAUAUUUAUUUGUCAUUCUCAAAGGAAAACUAAACAUGUAAUGAUGAUAAGGAGAUGGUACAGAAAGACAUGCAUUAAUUGUCACAUAUUUUAUUGCCAUUUUUGUGUUUAUUUCCUUGGUGAACUCUGUAGGAUUCUUCUCCUGUCUACAAUUUACUCAUCUUUUUAUAGGAAUCUGACUCACAGUUGCAAACAAAAAACAGCUUUUUAGCAACAGCACACAUCCACAACGUGCAGAUCGUAAGUGAACUUGCAGAGGCUGUUCUUGCUGUGCAAAAACACAAUUUGGACCUCUAUGGAUUGAAUAUAUAUAUAUAUAUAUAUAUAUGGGACGUGACUUUCAUCUGAUUGUACAGAAUGAUUUCUUAUAUUGGAAGCACGGGAAAUUGCAUUUCAAAACAGGUUGACAUGUAGACAUUUGGCUAUGUCUGCGCUUGUGCUGGUUUUGCACCUGUAUAUGCAAACACAUUGAAGCCAAUGAGCGCUCUUACUUUUAUUGAAACAAUAUUGAAUUUUUACAACCUGUUUACUGGUGUCAGUACAAAUGUUUCAAAAUCUAUUAGUUUUGUGGUUCUCCAGUCAUGUCUGUUUCUUUCCUUAACGACCAUUAAAGUAACUUCACUUAUUAUGAAUUAUUAUUGAUCUGAUCAUUAUUAUUACUAUUGUUGUUAAUACUACGAAUGAAUUAUUAUUUUUGUUGUUUUAUUUCCUUGAUAUUGUCUCUUUUAUGUUCCUUUAAAGAACC
Messenger RNA from Rhinichthys klamathensis goyatoka, 3186 nucleotides. RefSeq names its product D site albumin promoter binding protein b (gene dbpb). The record is from RefSeq and is a predicted model, not a curated record. The transcript is spliced from 5 exons. Gene Ontology annotation, molecular function: DNA-binding transcription factor activity, RNA polymerase II-specific; RNA polymerase II cis-regulatory region sequence-specific DNA binding. The coding region runs from base 658 to 1779 and encodes 373 amino acids. Gene Ontology annotation, biological process: regulation of transcription by RNA polymerase II. NCBI's taxonomy places the organism in Eukaryota, Metazoa, Chordata, Actinopteri, Cypriniformes, Leuciscidae. Gene Ontology annotation, cellular component: nucleus.